AGCAUGUGUGUACUGACAGAGCUCUUCUCCAAUGGGAACAGAGGAGGGGAAGUCGCAACUAAAUCCUCUGACUGUACUACGAAGGUGAAGCACAGCCAAAGCAAUGGAGAGGAACCGCGUCAAAAUGCUCGUUUAAUGUUUGAAGAAAAGUAAGAUGCCCGGUUUCGUGUCAUGCCUUGGCGAUCUAAUAGUCACUGGAAUCAUCAUCCUCUUCUCUGACCACGUCAAAUCAGAGAUAUGGACCAAUGAAGUUUCAGACGUCCAGUUCGGUGGACUGGGCUCCAGGGUCACCCUCACAUGCGGAGGCUCACAUGGCGGGUCUCUGGUGGAAUGGCGGUUCAAUGGGAGCUCAGUACCGCCGUGGCAAACACAUGAGGGCUCGCUUACACUACUGAACACCACACACUCAAUGGAAGGAAACUACAGCUGCCAUGAUGAACGAGGAACUUUACUGCAGUCCAUCAAACUACGCCUGGGCCAUCCGCCUCAUUUCGUCAGUGUUUCUUGCCAUAUGCCGAAUCAUAUGAAAAUCUACUGCUCCUGGGUACAAACUAAGACAACAGAUCUGCCCACAAUGUACAGAACCUCCUACAGUGUUAAAGGCAAAUUCGAACCCUGCGAGCAGGAGCAUAUUGGCAUGAAUGAGUGCACGAUUACUAACCCACCGUUCUGGAGUUCCUCGAAGGUCCUUGUAAACAUCACAGAAAUCAACCCCCUGGGAUCCAACUCCACCAUUAUCCAAAUAGAUACUCAUGAACUCUUAAAACCUGAUCCUCCGGAGGAUGUUCAAGUUCUUCACGUGGAAGGUCAGCCCACACAGUUAUUGGUCAAAUGGAAUUGGCCUUCAUCCUGGGCGGCUGAAAUCAUGCACGCUUUUCCCUUAACAUUCUUACUGCGCUACCGGCCGAUUGGCUCCAACUACUGGUCAAUGCUGGAGACUGAGAACACAAGUCUAAAGAUCAUGGACGCUCUGGUGGGUCACCUGCAUCAGAUCCAGAUCAGAGCUCAGGAUGCCCUGAUCAACCACAGCCAGUGGAGUGAAUGGAGUCAUGUGGUGGAUGCCCGCCCGUGGAUUGGUCAGAAGCCUUGGGAAGAGCCAACAGAAUCAAUUAUUUGUUGCUUUCCAAGUUUCGAUACGCCAUUUCCAGUGAGGACAACAGACAAAUCCCCAGAUUCAUCAUUACAUCAAAACGGAAGCCUCGGACUGUUGGUUUUGUUGGGGCUGUUUGCAGCGGUCAUGGUGGCUGUGUUAUUAACUAUCAUCGUGCUUCUAUGGGUGAGGCAAAGGAAACAAGACAAUGUGAAGAAACAGGAACUGACUUCCAUGGUGAAGAUGAAGUCCAUACCGAUCUAAAAUUUGAGAAGUUGGCCGCUCCAGUUCGGCCCUCAUAGGGCAUCAGUAUAGGGAAUCACCACCACUACCACUGCGGCUGACAGACUCCAUUUCCCACAAUCCACCUCUCCUCUCAGCGGAGUCCCGUGAACUGUGAACAUGUACAGUCUACAAUGUAGCACAAUGCAACGGAAAAACAUAAGGAUGUCUUUCUUUCUUUACUUUCUUCUGCUCACGGCAAAUUCUUGGCCAAUGAAAAACAUAUUUUUGUAUUAUUCCUUCUUCCCGAUAUUCCCCCCUCUCCACUGGUGACACAUUGAAUGCUGUGAAAAGGCUUGGCUUUGUGUGCAGCAUACGGGGCAUUAUGGAGUAAGUGGCUUUGUCAAUGUUUCAGUCCUCUAACUCGCUCAUCUGGCAAAAAAAGACACUCUGUAACCUUUAGACAGCUGCUAUCUUUGGAAGACAGAAAGUCAGCACUCCAGUGAUGGACACGGUGGUCUUUCUUUGGAGACACAAAGACGGCUUUGUCUUUAUUCCUGCAAAAUUUCUUCUCACAAAACGAAGUUCAUAACAGGUGGACGCAUCUGUAGUUGAUUGUUCUCGUCUGGUUAGUUUCCAACCAGAUGUGGCAUCUAAAGCAUCAAGUUCUCGGUAAUAAACUCCCGUAAAAUGCAUUUCAUCAUGACAGCAGCCUCAAAAUUCAUGUCUUGAAAGUUUACGCCAGCAACGAUUAGAAACUUUCUGUGAACUGGUGUUCAACAAAAAAAGGACCUUCAAUGCAAUGAAUGCAUUUAAUCUCUCUGCAUUGAAUCGAGACAUGAAUGUAAAUCAGUCUUACAAUGUCACUUAUACACAUUCGUAAGGUGAUUAAAGCUGAUUGUUUCUGUUGAAGCUAAUAGAUAUUCACAAUAUUAAAUUCUAUUGAAGCUCAUAUAAAGUUAUAUUGUUUGUUAUACAUUUAUGCAGUUAUAUUGUAUAAUAGUUUCUACACAGCAUACUGUUCUGUUGUACAUUGCUCUCCAGUGACAUAAAGCUCAAUGCAUGCAUUUAUUUUGUAAUUCUUUUAAAAUAUAUGAUUUUAUUGAAUUAUAAGAUUUUAGCAUACGUAUCCCUCCUAGAGGUACAAACAAAAAUAAUGAACAUUGUCCAAACAAAUUCAUAAAAUGGUUAUUGUGUAUGUAUCAGUUACUAUUUUUAAAUGUUACCCUUGUGCAAUUAAAAAUAACUUGGGCAAUUUUUUACAUUUUUGUACAAAUGUCACUGUGAUAAUUUCUUCUAAUGCCGGGUUCAGACUAGACAAUAUCACAAUCCAUUUGACAUAGGUUGUCAUGGUGAUUCAUAUACAACAAUAGGCGUCAUAAUGCAAAAUCGAUUGUUUUGUUUUGUAUAGUGGAUGAUAUUACGCUGUACCCACAUUGGAUCAGCCAGUUGGAAAAUGGAUGGAUGGAUGAUUCAGCAGCGGGCGCCAUCUGGCGAGACACGGGAAUUCAUUCAGUACAACCUUCACUGUGCAUUAUGGGUAUUCUCUAGCCGUUGAGUCAACAUCAGUUGUACACUCGUUAUUGCGGUGCAUUAUGAGAUUGAAUGAGUGCACUAGAUAAUGUCCACUAUGGUUUUGGACACCAAUACAAUAGUGCCCUAUUCAAGGGUAUGGGGGGCGAUUUCGGACACAGACAAAGACUUGGAUUUUUAAUUUCCUCCACGACAGUUUCUGUCACAUUGAUCAGUUGGAGCACAGAAGCUAUUCUGUACACAGCUUUCAAACAUAGUGAAAUGAAAGAGAGACGAUUGCAUUGGUGCUGCUAUGUGGAAUUAUGCAAUGGAGGAAAGAUUCAUAGAGCAAUGGCAACAACACUCCUGCCUUUAUUAUGUUUCCUCGAGGGACUAUCGCGACCAGAGCUGGGUAGAUUACUUAUGAAUUGUUAUCAGUUACUGAUUACAAAUUAUAUGACAAAAUUUGUAAUCAGUAAUAUAAUCUCUUAGAUUACACAUUUUUGGUAAUGUAAUCUGACUACUUUUGGAUUACAUUUAGAUUACUUUUGUGCUAAUACUUAUUUGAUGUCACAUAUAUUGUAGGAUAAUCAGAUACAAAGAACAAAUAUAGUCCAAAAAUAUAUAUUCUAUUCACUCAACAGAUUCUUUUUAAAGUGCAAUGUAUGGACAGUUAAUACUUCAAAAUACUAACACUAAUGCUAAUGUACCUGUUAGUGUUUGCUGAUAGUAACACUGAAUAAAACAAAAUCACAUCUUAUGAUUUUAAAACAUAUUUACUUAAAAUUAAGUGAAUUUAGAAAACAGCAACAUUGCAAAAACAAAUAUUCUUGUUGUUGCUGAUUUCUGUGCACGUCAUGAUUCCACACCCCUCCCCCUCGCCGCUGGAAAAACUUGAAGAAUCAUGAACGUAUAUAAGCGGCAGGUUUAUUAUGAAAAAAUAUAUAUGUUAAAAAAAUGAAAAUUAGGAGAAUCAGUGAAUUGUGAACAACUUACUGUCAUUGUGUAAAUAAUAUGUAAUCAUGUAAUCCAUAAAAAGUAAAAGUAGUCUGAUUACGAGUAUUUUAAAAAGUAGUCUACUCUAAUUACAAGUACUUGAUUUUUGGAAUCUGAUUACGUAAUCCAGAUUACAUGUAAUCCAUCACUACCCAGCUCUGAUUAUCACGAGUGAAAAAAGAUAAAUGCUGGAGAAUGAUAGUCUCGCGUAGUCAGACCUUCAGACUGACGGCAGAAGGUCUGGACUCCAUAGCAGAUUUUUUAUUGGCUAAGGACCAUCCAAGACGACAUCUGACCAACACGUAAAGCAAUCAAUCACAGUACGUUUUGUUCCGCAACAUGUUUAUGUACAUGAAAAUAGCAUUGAUGUCCCUACAAUGAUGACCAAACAGACCAGUGUGUAAAACUCUUGGACAUAUUUCAAAGAGUCUAUAUCGUGAACUUUACAUACUUUACAUACUUUUGAAAAUCCAGCAUUUAGAUGAUCCUGGUAAGCACUCAUUGUCACAGUUGUAAACACGACGGUGUUCUUCUUCCACGAUGGGGUUUGGCAUCAUGGCAUCUUUGUUUCCAGGCAGACCACUAAAGAUGGCGACACACGUCUCCUGGACAUCCUGUAGAAUUCAACCAAUCAGAUGACGACUUCAAAAAUGCUGGUGUUUCCAGUUAAGUGUGCCAUAUGCUUUAGACGUUCAGCCUACGGUCCGUGGGCGUGACGUCUGAGGCUCAGACUUGGCGAAUGAUAACGGAGGUGCUUCAGCAACCGUGUGCGUGCUGGAAGUAUUAAGCUAACACACCGCUUAGGUAGAGGCUAGGUCCGCCUUCUCUAUGACAUCACACACAUCGUUAAAGACGGCAAGCGAUGAUUGGUCAGGAAGCAAUGUGUAGUCUGACUUGCCUUUUGUCCACGACACGACAGUCGCAUAAUCUGACACAAUGAUUAUCGUAACAAACAAAAAUAUCUAGUCUGAACCCGGCAUAAAAAUGACUGAUGUUUGCCAGAAUUUUUUUUUUUUUUUUUUUUUUUUUGCGUUUUUUCAUGCAUUUUUGCACCAUUUGCUUGUAACCUCUGCCUUUCAUGUUGUUUUUGACCUUUUAACCUUUUUUUUUUUUUGGCCUGUUUCUGUUCCACCAGCAUUUUUAGAGCUGAAAGUGGCUUAUGGGAUUGGUGCUCUUAUGAUACUACCCUUAAAAUAGAUUUUGAUUCUCCGACUUACCUAUGCAUCAUAAGACAUUUUCUAAUGCAAUUUUUGAAAAAAAAAAAAAAAUGCAGAUGUGUUAAGAAAAAGUUAUAAGUGUUUGGUUCUGAGCUUCUGUCAGUCAUUCAUAUUUGAGACUGAGACUCUUGUUUUAAUAUUUAGUCGGUCAUAUAUUCCUUCCUUCCCCGCUUGUUGUCUCGCAUGUUGAGAGUACAUUGAUUUGGGUAUGUUAUUCUAGACUAAAUUUUUUAUUUGAUUUAUAUGAUGAUUAUCAGCAUUCAGUAAAUCGGUGGUUCUCAGCUGGUUUUGCCUCAGGACCCAGAUUUUACAUUUGAUUUGCAAUACAAAAUUGUUUAUCAUACAAAGUAAACAAAAAUGAUUAAAAUCAAACAUAAACUGCACAGGCCCAACAGCACACAAAAUAUUAACAUUUCUGUGCUCUCGGGAGCAAUAAAAAUGAGCCCCUCAAAUUAUGUUUAUCCUAAUUGCAAAUAAACCCAUAUUUUAUGUAGUCUUGGUCAUAUAAUUAUUCCUUUUUUUUUUCCAAAUUAAUGUCUGUCUAAUUUUGCUAGUAUCUAUCGAAUGACAAAUUUACACUAAUUCCAAUCGAUAUGCACAAUUAUAUGGUUUUGUUGCAGCUUACUUUAUGCAUUCAGCAUUGUUUGGGUUGUGACCAGUUGAGAACCACUUCAAUAAAGCAUCUGAACACUGUAACAUGCCGAAAAUAUCUGAUUGCUGUUUAUUUUUAGACCUCUGUCAUAUAACUCCAUCUGUGAACUGACUCUUUAACAGUGUGUUAAUGGCUUGAUGUGCAGUUAUAGUCUCUCCACACUGACCUAAGUCUUGCAUCAGAGAAAUUCAACCUCACGCUGAAGGAAACUAAUGCACGAUUCCAGAAAACCGAACCAAAGGAAACAAGCUAAUCGAUCAGCAAUCAUCUGUUACUGGCAGGAUGGAGAGACUAUAUAAUUCAAGCCGGACAGUUUCUUGGAGAAAAAUGUGUAUACUUCCCGUUUGCUCUUUGCCUUUUUUUUAUAAUGUUGCAUGCAUGGUGUCAAAUCCAGAUGUACUGGGGGGAUGCGUAACAUUGGACUACUGUUGCCUGGGAAAGGUGAACACAAAAGCGUCCACAGUAAAUGUAUAUAGUAUAUUUUUCUGUACAACAUAAGCUGUUUUAUUAUUCCCCUGUUUAUAUUUUUGUGAAAUAAAAGUUAUUUUAUCUGAA
Molecule: messenger RNA, 6244 nt
Organism: Megalobrama amblycephala (Wuchang bream)
Lineage: Eukaryota; Metazoa; Chordata; Actinopteri; Cypriniformes; Xenocyprididae
Gene: il11ra
Product: interleukin 11 receptor, alpha
Exons: 12
Coding region: 155-1354 (399 amino acids)
Biological process (GO): cytokine-mediated signaling pathway
Cellular component (GO): external side of plasma membrane
Molecular function (GO): protein binding; cytokine receptor activity
Source: RefSeq, a predicted model, not a curated record